AUGGCACCCGACAGAGGGGAUAGCUCGAGCUCCUCCAACCCAGACUACCAAUCCAUUUCCCCAACACCACCCCACUCCUCCAACGAUGAAGCUCCUCGAUCCUCCCAAGCACGAAGACGAAGCGAUGCGCGCCGAUAUCUUGCAAGCCAUGCUAGUGAAGGUCAGAACUUUACGCUCAGAGGGAUACUGGUUGGGCUGGGAGUUGGGUUGAUCAUCUGUUUCUCGAAUAUGUACUUUGGGCUACAGACUGGAUGGGUAUCGAGCAUGAGCAUGCCGUCGUCUUUGAUUGGAUUCGCUUUCUUCAAGACUCUGGUCAGACAUUUGGACCUUCCUUUUACACCAGUGGAAAAUGUGUUGGUACAAACGGUCGCUGGAAGCAUGGGUACUAUGCCAUUGGGUUGCGGCUUUGUGGGUGUUAUGCCUGCCCUGAAUUACAUGCUGAAAAAGGAGGAAGGAGGCCCGAUAUUCUUGAGUCUGUGGAGGCUUAUUCUAUGGUCUCUGGGACUUUGUUUUUUUGGUGUGGUAUUUGCUGUUCCUCUGAGAAAGCAGGUGAUCAUACGGGAAAAGCUAAAAUUCCCUUCUGGUACGGCUACCGCGUUGAUGAUCGGAGUAUUGCAUGGGAGAGAAAGUAUUUCUGAGGGUUUUUCGGAAUCUUCUACCUCUGAAAAUGAGGAUCGGGAAGGCUUGCUUCAUGGAGACGAACGUAGCGAGGCAAAUGUAGAGGAGGUGGACAAGAGUCAACAAAGUACAUGGAAAUCAAAAGUUCGGCUUCUGAUGAUAUCUUUUGCUAUAUCUGGCAUUUACACACUCGCCACAUAUUUCUUUCCGAUCCUUCGUAAUUUACCCAUUUUUGGUACAAAAUUGGCCUCGACCUGGUUAUGGACGCUUAAUCCAUCCCUAGCCUACGUUGGGCAAGGCAUUAUCAUGGGACCAUCAACCACGACGCACAUGUUAUUAGGUGCUAUUCUCGGGUGGGGAUUAUUAUCACCUCUGGCAAAAGGCAAAGGCUGGGCUCCUGGAGAGGUUGAUGAUUGGGAGACAGGUAGCAAAGGAUGGAUUGUAUGGAUAUCUCUUGCCAUUAUGCUCGCUGAUGCGGUCAUCAGUCUUGGGUACAUAAGUUAUCAGACACUUGCUAAAAGUAGGUCAAAUACUGGCAAAGGAUACUUCAAAGAAUCUUAUCAAAAAGUUCGAAAUGGGGACUGGCAAGGAUUGAUUAAUCAAAUCACAGGAAAGCCUGACGGGGGUUACAGUGCAUUAGCAGGGCAAGACGCCUCCACGCCUCUUGAGGAGACUGGGCCAGGAGGUCAACCGGAAUCGACCAUGUCUGAGGAAGAGAUUAAGGAUCUUCCAGAACCUGAUGCACCUCCUGAGCAUCUCGUCAAUAACCGCACAGUAUGGAUCGGUCUUGUAUUGUCAAUACUGUUUUGCGUAGGAACGAUCCGCAUCGUGUUCGGAGAAUUGAUUCCCAUCUACGCAAACGUCAUUGCAGUAUUUAUGGCAUUGAUAUUGUCCAUCAUGGGCGUUCGUGCUCUUGGCGAGACGGAUCUCAAUCCUGUCUCUGGCAUCAGCAAGUUAGCUCAACUCUUCUUCGCAGUCAUCAUCCCACAGACAAACAAGAACUCUGUUCUUAUCAAUCUCGUCGCUGGUGCUGUCUCAGAGGCGGGAGCUUUGCAGGCUGGCGAUCUCAUGCAAGAUCUGAAAACCGGUCAUUUGCUUGGAGCUGCACCCAAUGCUCAAUUUUGGGGACAAAUUAUCGGCAGUGCAGUUGGUGCUGUUGUAAGCGCACUUAUAUAUCGUCUCUACACCAGUGUUUACAAAGUUCCUGGAGAAUUAUUCCAAGUCCCGACGGGUUAUGUUUGGAUCUUUACUGCUCGUCUUGUUACAGGGAAGGGAUUACCUCCUAUGGCAGCGCAAUGGGCGGCUGGUGCAGCCGUUGUGUUUAGUAUCACAACAAUCAUCAAAAUGAGCAACUCGAAAAAAGCUUGGUAUCCUUGGAUUCCUGGCGGCAUUGCCGUUGCUGUCGGAAUGUACAACGUACCAUCUUUUACUCUCGCUCGUGCUAUUGGGGGUUUCCUGAAUUAUUACUGGAAAGUGUACAGAAAGCGUGAUGAAACUCCUAUCGUUGUUUUAGCCAGUGGUUUGAUAUUGGGAGAAGGAGUUAUGAGCAUUCUUAACUUGUUACUUGCCAGCGCAAGUGUGCCUCAGCUGAAGCAUGGAAAAUGGACGUAG
Molecule: messenger RNA, 2229 nt
Organism: Glarea lozoyensis ATCC 20868
Lineage: Eukaryota; Fungi; Ascomycota; Leotiomycetes; Helotiales; Helotiaceae
Exons: 2
Coding region: 1-2229 (742 amino acids)
Cellular component (GO): fungal-type vacuole membrane
Molecular function (GO): oligopeptide transmembrane transporter activity
Source: RefSeq, a predicted model, not a curated record